Messenger RNA from Didymosphaeria variabile, 939 nucleotides. RefSeq lists its product as uncharacterized. The coding region runs from base 1 to 939 and encodes 312 amino acids. Lineage: Eukaryota; Fungi; Ascomycota; Dothideomycetes; Pleosporales; Didymosphaeriaceae. The record is from RefSeq and is a predicted model, not a curated record. The transcript has a single exon.
AUGCCAAGUUCUGAAGAAAUAAACAUGUCAAAGAUGUCCCUUUUGGAAAUUGAAGAUGAUGAAAGGAGAGAACAGAAUUCGGGUACUCGGCUUAUCGACCGCGACCAGCGCGUGCGCACGAAGCCUAUGCGCGUACUCGUCCUUGGUAUGUGCCGCACAGGAACAUCCUCCAUUCGCCUGGCGCUUCGAAAGCUGGGCUACAAGACUCAUCAUAUGGACGCCGUGAUUGAAGAGGAUCCGACCCAAUUGCCGUACUGGCAGGAAGCUGUCGAAGUUACUUUCUUUCCGGACCAACAACGACAGGUACACCUCCGCGGCCAACCACCCUACGGUCGCGCAGAAUUCGACAAGCUACUCGCCAAUUACGACGCCGUGACCGACUUUCCCUGUGCUUUGUACGCCGAGCAACUCGUCAAAGCGUACCCAGAUGCAAAGGUUGUCUUGACGAACCGAGACUACGACAGCUGGGCACGCAGUAUGGAGAGUACGAUCUGGUGGAUCUUCGGGAGCAAAUUGUCGUACUUCUGCGGUGCCACGAAUCUCGCGCCAUGGCCUCUAGGAGAUUUCACACGCUUCAAUCAUGCGUGUUUCAAAGCACAUAGCAACUCUCAAUACAAGAAUACUCCGGAAGCGAAAGCUGCUUUCGACAGGCAUUACGCACUAGUCAGGAGCAUUGUGCCCAACGACAAUUUGCUUGAGUUUGGACCGAAAUUCGAGUGGGAGCCACUUUGCGAGUUUCUAGGAAAGGACGUGCCGAGCGAGCCGUACCCUUGGGCGAACGAUGGAAAAGCUAUGAAGAAAAGGGUGAGGGGGCUGUGGGCGCUUAUGGCUGUAUAUGCUGGUGGAAGUAUCGGAGCACCAGUGGCUGUCGCGUGGGCUGCAUGGAGAUGGCGGGAGGCCAUAUCUGGCUUCCUUGGUUCGAUACUUCGACGCAAUUGA